Molecule: messenger RNA, 2136 nt
Organism: Nelumbo nucifera (sacred lotus)
Lineage: Eukaryota; Viridiplantae; Streptophyta; Magnoliopsida; Proteales; Nelumbonaceae
Gene: MHX
Product: magnesium/proton exchanger
Biological process (GO): metal ion transport; transmembrane transport
Cellular component (GO): membrane
Source: RefSeq, a predicted model, not a curated record
AUAUACACUCGCGAUGUCUCCUCGCUCCGUGUCUUUCCCUGGUAGGCAAUUCCAUCGCCGGAAUCUGGUCCGCAUCAGAUUCAGGUGCUGGAUGUUACCGGUGAGGCUGACUCGUUGCCUCCGAGGUAACAGCCUACCAGUGACUCCCCUCGUAUGUGCUCGUAAGGCCGUGUUCCACUCCUCUCGUUUUUGUACUCGUAAGACCGUGGUCCUCUGAUCUCUUUUGCGUUUAUCGGAUAGCUUGUUUACUGGAUUAUCGCCAUUUCAGAAGGGGAAUGUGACUUGACAAGUGGAAAUAUGGGCUUGGGUUACAAGUCUAUUUCAGAGAGAAUGCUUGCAUUUUCCAACGUUUUGGGGCAUGAAAAAUGUGAAAGCUACUUGCUUUUCCGAGGUGAAACUGCCCUUGGGGAUGGCUUCAGAUUAUUCCUGUAUCUUCUUGGUCUUGCCUAUUGUUUCUUAGGAUUAUCAGCUGUGACUGCCCGUUUUUUCCGGUCCAUGGAAAAUGUUGUUAAGCACAAAAAGAAGGUGGUGGAGAUAGAUCCUUUCACAAACACUGAAUUAAUUAGAUAUGAAAAUGUGUGGAACUACACAAUUGCAGACAUUACUUUACUGGCAUUUGGGACAAGUUUCCCCCAAAUCUCUUUGGCCACUAUAGAUGCCAUCCGGAAUAUUGGUCAGCUGUAUGCUGGAGGUUUGGGUCCUGGAACACUUGUUGGUUCUGCUGCAUUUGACCUUUUUCCUAUCCAUGCUGUUUGUGUGGUAGUUCCAAAAGAAGGAACUUUAAAAAAGAUAUCAGAUAUUGGUGUUUGGAUAGUAGAGCUCUUUUGGUCAUUUUGGGCUUACAUUUGGCUGUACAUAAUCUUAGAGGUCUGGACCCCAAAUGUGGUUACCCUGUGGGAGUCCUUAUUGACAGUGUUGCAAUUUGGGUUAUUGCUGAUACAUGCAUAUGCUCAAGACAAACGCUGGCCCUAUUUAUCUCUUCCACUGACAAGAAGUGAGAGACCAGAAGACUGGGUGCCACAAGAGACUGUUUCAUGUAAAAGUAGCAAUAAUGACUGUGAUGAUUACUCUGAGAUACUACAGGGUGGUGAGGAGGAAGAGAGGAACAUUAUUGAUAUAUUCUCUAUCCACUCAAAAGAGUGUAGAGAUUCUAUGUACCAAACUCUGCCAACUAUUGAUGUGGCUGAAACUUCUGGUGGAGGUUUUAUCAAGAAGCACACUGAAGAAGGGCCUAAUAUGCUUUCAGUUUGGAAACACCAGUUCAUUGAUGCACUAAAGUUAGAGAGCACAGAGUCAAGAAAGUUGGACAAUAUAUAUUUACGACUAGCAAGAGUUUCCUGGCAAUUAAUCCUUGUACCAUGGAGAUUUCUAUUUGCUUUUGUGCCUCCUUAUCAUAUCGCUCAUGGAUGGAUUGCCUUCAUCUGCUCUCUGAUUUUCAUUAGUGGAAUAGCUUAUGUUGUUACAAAGAUCACAGAUCUGAUAAGCUGUGUCACAGGAAUAAAUGCUUAUGUUAUAGCAUUUACAGCAUUGGCCAGUGGAACUUCAUGGCCAGAUCUAGUUGCAAGCAAGAUUGCUGCUGAGCGUCAGACAACAGCAGAUUCUGCCAUUGCAAAUAUUACUUGCAGCAAUUCUGUGAAUAUUUAUGUUGGCAUUGGCAUCCCAUGGCUGAUCGACACAGCAUACAACUUCAUUGCAUAUAGGGAACCAUUGCGGGUACAGAAUGCUGAAGGCCUCAGCUUUUCUCUGCUUGUUUUCUUCUUAACUUCAAUAGGUUGUAUUGCAGUUCUUGUGUUUAGGCGCCUUACACUGGGAGCUGAACUUGGAGGGCCAAGGCCAUGGGCCUGGGCAACAUGUGUGUACUUCAUGUUCCUCUGGAUUAUUUUUGUUGUUCUAUCCUCCCUAAAAGUUUCUGGCAUCAUUUGAGUGGCUGGCCAAUAUUUAUUUAUCAUUUAUCAUUUUUUUUGAAAGUCUCUUGUCAAUUUUCAUUCUUUUGUUUCCUUCCAUUAAUACAUAAGUGUAAUUUACUGCAUGUUGUAAUGGUCCCUCCGCUUGGUUAAAGAUCAAGCUAUUUGGUUAAAUGUAAUUGGGAACUAUUGAUUAUCUAUGGUGAAUUAAGGUGUAAUAGUGUGUAGUCCA